Messenger RNA from Rosa rugosa (rugosa rose), 1483 nucleotides. Its product is annotated as ABC transporter I family member 19-like. The transcript has 6 exons. Bases 62 to 913 code for a protein of 283 amino acids. Gene Ontology annotation, molecular function: ATP binding; ATP hydrolysis activity. The record is from RefSeq and is a predicted model, not a curated record. NCBI's taxonomy places the organism in Eukaryota, Viridiplantae, Streptophyta, Magnoliopsida, Rosales, Rosaceae.
AUAAAUUGACCGACGAAAUCACCAUCGUAUCCGUACUACCGGACACUUUUGCAGAGCAACCAUGGCGGAACAAGAAGCAGAGACCUCGAGCGGUAUCAGAGUCAGUGGCAUGCAAUUCGCAUACGACGCGCAACCGCCGCUCUUCUACGACUUCAGCCUCAACAUUGCUCCCGGAUCGCGGUGCCUUCUCGUCGGCGCCAACGGAUCCGGGAAGACUACUCUGCUGAAGAUUUUGGCGGGGAAGCAAAUGGUGGGAGGGAGGGAUGUGGUGCGGGUGUUGAAUGGUUCGGCUUUUCAUGACACUCAUUUGGUUUGUAGCGGCGACUUGGCCUAUUUGGGAGGCUCCUGGAGCAAAACUGUUGGCUGUGCUGGAGAGCUACCGCUCCAAGGAGACUUCUCUGCUGAACACAUGAUAUUUGGAGUGGAAGGAACUGAUCCGGUUAGGAGAGAAAAGUUGAUUGAGCUGCUUGAUAUAGAUCUGAAGUGGAGAAUGCAUAAAGUAUCUGAUGGGCAGCGACGCCGAGUGCAAAUCUGCAUGGGACUUCUUCAUCCUUUCAAGGUUCUCUUGCUUGAUGAGGUAACAGUCGACUUGGAUGUUGUUGCUAGGAUGGACUUAUUGGAUUUCUUCAAGGAAGAAUGUGAGCAGAGAGGAGCUACAAUUGUAUACGCAACUCAUAUCUUUGAUGGCUUGGAAACAUGGGCAACCCAUUUAGCUUACAUCCAAGAUGGCGAGCUAAAGAGGGCUCAGAAGUUAUUGGAGGUUGAAGAGUUGAAGAGUUCAGUCAAUCUGCUUUCUGUUGUGGAGUCCUGGCUUCGUGCUGAAACCAAGCAGGUGAAAAAGAAACCCAAAAAUCCUGCCCAAACGUCAUCUCCUUUUGGUAUGUCGUCAAGACACAUGGCGUAUUACCGCUGAUCUCUUGAUGACGUUAAGAUAAAAUCCAAAUUCAAGGCAAAUUCUUAAAUUCAUUUUUCACCAAUCCUUGGUUUACCCACACAUGGAGUGUUUCCCUUCUUAGACUGUAGAAAUAAGGAUGGCAUUAAAAUGGGAUCCCCUAGGUCGAGCAUUUGUGUUGUUGGCUAUACGGUGAAGCAGCUCCGAUGGCCUUUUGUAGGCCAAUAUGUUUUACUGACAUUGGUCAUAUAAGAAAACUUGCAACUAGGUAGUGUGCAAUUCCCUUUCCUGGUGGGGGUUAUACCAUGAAGCACGCCUAUGGCUUUUUAUAGGAUGAUAGACUUGGUUAUCUAAGAAGUCUUGAAACAAGAGUAGUCUGCAAUCUCUUUCCCACUGUGGCUUUGUUUGAUUAUAUAGAAAAGAAGAUUCUUGUGAUGAGGGGACCAUAUGAUAGGAGCAUCAAACAUGUGAAUAGCACAUGAUUUUACAUGGCUUGGUCGAGUACAUUGAAUGAAACAGAUUGGAAAAACUUGUAACAGCGAAUGUGAUGUACAAUCCUAUAUUUUACAGUAACAGAGAUAAAUUUUCAUA